CCCGGAACUUGUGGAGCGGCUGAAGUGGCCGGGAACAGAAGGAGGCGGAGGAGGCGGUGCGGCGUCGCCCUCGGUGGUUGGAUAUAUUUCCCAUCAUGGUGGGUGAGAGGCGGAAUGGAAAUCUGCUGGUGCAUCUUGGACCUAAACUACAGGCCUACCCUGAGGAGCUAAUCCGUCAACGUCGUGGCCAUGAUGGACACACUGAAUACCUGAUUCGCUGGAGCAUCAUUAGCCUGGAUGACAGCACAGGCAGCAACACCAAUGCUGCUUCUGCUGAGAGCAAAACUGAGAAUAUCCUGAUGUGGAUGUCAGCAGAGGAGGUUUAUGCUAACUGCCCAACACUGCUGGGCAAGAGGAAGCCUGAGGGGCAGCGAGUAAAGGAGGAGAAAGCACCUAGCAGCACAUAUCCAUCUGAUGUCACAGUGGAUGAAGCUUCGCUUCGUGAGAUGAAGGCAGAUGUCAGGACCCUGGUGCAGCGGGCUGCUCGGCAAAUGGCCAGGACAACAGGCCCAGAGUCCUCCAUCUUGAACACCAUCCAUGUGCUCAGUGCCUAUGCUAGCAUUGGCUCUUUGACAGGUGUCUUCAAGGAGACAGGUGCUCUGGAUCUUCUGAUGAAGAUGCUAUGUAAUGAGGAGAAGCAAAUCCGUCGCAGUGCUGGCAAGAUGCUGAGGGCUCUGGCUUCCCAUGAUGCAGGAAGCCGAGCUUAUGUUCUCUUGUCGCUGAGUCAGCAGGAUGGCAUUGAGCAGCAUAUGGAUUUUGACAGUCGUUAUACUCUCUUGGAGCUGUUUGCAGAGACGACAUCCUCUGAAGAGCACUGCAUGUCCUUCGAGGGGAUCCAUCUUCCUCAGAUUCCAGGGAAGCUGCUGUUUUCUCUGGUGAAGCGCUAUCUAUGCGUUACCUCUCUCAUGGACAAGCUUAACAGCACCACAGAACUGGGAGGGGAGCGCCAAGACACUGCAGCCCCCAGUGCAAAUUUUGGGGAAAAGAGCCGGGUGCAGCGGGAGUUUGACUUCAGCAUGGCCAUGGCCAACCUCAUUUCAGAGCUGGUGCGGGUCAUGGGCUGGGACCGCAGCCAAGAGAGGGAGCUUCUUUCUUUCAGGGAAACACAGCCUCGGGUCAUUCGGUCUAUCUUCCAGCCCAAGGGCUCCACUUGUACUGCUGUUCAGGUGCCUCUGGUUGCUCCAAAGCCUCCACCAAGGAAAAAGCAAGGGCAAGCUUUCUUGACUUUGUCCGAUUUCUCUAGUCGUAGCAGCUAUAUAGAGUACGUGCAGGAGAAUCUGAAGCCAGGGAUGACUGUGCGGAUGCUGGAAGACUACGAGGAGAUCAAUGCUGGAGAUGAGGGUGAAUUUCGUCAAAGCAAUAGUGGGAUGCCUCCUGUACAGGUUUUGUGGCAGUCUACUGGGCGCACCUACUGGGUGCACUGGCAUAUGGUAGAAAUUAUUGGCUCUGGGGAGCAGCUUGAAGAGGAGGCUGCCCAAGAAAAGGUAUCCAGUCUAACAGAGAACCUGAAACUACCCUCAGUGACUCAGACCUUCUACUGCAAACCCCUCGGGGGGCUGUACUCCUUGCCAUACCUGAUGGAUCGGAGGAAUGAGAACUCCGGGACCCUGAGCCGGGCUGAAUGGUGGGAGCUGCUUUUCUUCAUCAAGAAGCUAGAACAGCACGAACAGCAGGAAGUGGUUCACUUCAUCGAGCAGAACCACAAAGAGCAGCCGUCGGAGCUCGACGAAGAGGGCCUCAUCCAGCUGCCCGUGCCGGUGGAGCUGGCUCAGAAAGUGCUGCCGCUCCUGAGCAACCACUGCCAGGGCUGCACCCGGAGCGACCUGCACGGCUCCCACGUCUAUCUCAAGUAUUCCUCCAGCAAAGGAGGGGCGGAGCAGAACGGCCAGAAUGCGGACCCGAUCCCCACGAACGGCGGCAGCCUUGCUGAAGCCGUGGCCUCCAAAACGCCCAAGAAGGAGUCGCUCUCUGCUGAAGUGCCUUCCCCAGCUCCAUCCACGGCAGAGAAAACCGACACGCAGCUGAUCAAUGAACUCCUCAAAGUGGAAGGACUUUCCUUCCCGGACACUCUGGAUGAGAAGGCCAAAGCCUUCUGCAGUGUGAAGGUGACAGGGAAGAGGAGCUCCUUGGAGAAGCUAGCAGAUGUUGUAGACAUAAUCCAAAAAUCUAGUUCUGAGGUUGCGCUACAGAUGGCUGGGCUCAGAUUCAUCACCAAAAUCUUGGAGGACGAACCUGGUCAAGAGAGACAAAUCAUCAAAGUGGAUGGUGGACCUUCAAUCAGAGAGAAAGUGGUGAAGAUGCUGGUGGAGCUGCUGAGCAACCAGGUGAAGGAGAAGCUGCUGGUGGUGAUGGCCCUGCGGCUGCUUUACGUGUUCAUGGCGAAAUACGACUGGCGAGUUCUCUUUGCCACAGAAGGCGGGGUGCGUGCCGUCUUGGGCUGCAUGCAGGAGUAUCCCACAUCAGCAUUGGUGCAACAAGCCGGCCUGGCAGCACUGAAAGUGCUGGUAGGUGCUGGGAACUGUGAGCUGCUUGGUACCAGUGGGAAGUCCUACCCUCUGAACCACUCGGAUGCCCAGAUGAUGCGGGAGAUCUUUGCCAGCAUUGGUUCUGCUUCCAGCAAGGAUUCUGAUAACUUGCUGUGUGCCAUCCGUACUGCGAUUGAGAAGAUGUUGGGCACACCUGGGGCCUCGUCAGCAGUGCAAAAUGGGCUCUUGGUCUUGAACAUGCUGAUCAACAAUCACAAGGGCCUGGCGGAGCAGCUGGGGAACUGCGACCUCCACUCAGUCCUGCAGAGCUGCUGUCGAGCAGGCCAGAGCUCCAAUGAAAUGUUGGCUCGGAUAGUACUCAACCGUCUGGCUGAGCAUAAGUUGCCACUGGGCCAGGAGAAUGCAGAGUCUGAGGCAUCCUUUGAGCUGAAGGACAUGGACGUACCCACGCUGCUCAGAAACCUCCGCGAGACCAGCUUCUCCAAGGAGGUGGUGCUCGCGCUGGAGCGCUGCCUGUGCGAUGAAGCUGUCUGCCCGGAGGGAAAUGGCACGGAGCUCUUGCCAGACCGCGAGCACUUCUUGUUGCUGUUGAAAACCCUGGAACAGCUGGGAGCUGAGAAGACUGUGCAGAUGGGCAUGCUGAGGAUUUUGAAUAAGUUUUUGGACAGUUCCCAAGAGGAUAUGCUGCCCUGGCAUGAGUGCAUUGAGCCCUGCCUGUCCUCCAUGAGUGCCCACAGCAAUGAACGGGAGGUCGUACAGGAGUUCAUCCGUUUCCUGCACCGUCUAGCCACCACCAACAAAGACUGCGCUGUCGUGAUGUGUCGGGUGGGCACAAAGGAGGCUCUGACCAAAGCUAUGGACAAGCACAACUCCAAUCUAUUGCUGGUGACAGAGCUACGCGACCUUGUGACUGACUGUGAGAAAUAUGCCAGCCUCUAUAAGAAGAUGACGACCAGCAUUCUGGCUGGUUGCAUCCAGAUGGUUUUGGGCCAGAUAGAGGAACACAGGCGCAGCCACCAGCCUAUCAACAUCCCCUUUUUUGACGUGUUUUUGCGCAACCUUUGCCAGGGUUCCAACGUGGAGGUGAAGGAGGACAAGUGUUGGGAGAGAGUGGAGGUCUCCUCCAACCCCCACCGAGCCAGCAAACUGACGGACAGGAAUCCAAAGACCUACUGGGAGUCUAAUGGCAGCACUGGCUCCCACUACAUCAAUGUCUACAUGCACCGUGGAGUGGUAGUCAGGCAGAUGACUUUGCUAGUGGCAAGUGAGGAUUCCAGCUACAUGCCAGCACGGAUUGUGGUCAUGGGAGGAGAGAACACGUCCAGUAUCACUACUGAGCUCAAUACUGUGAACGUCCUUCCGUCAGCAAGCAGAGUGGUUCUUCUGGAGAACAUGAUCCGCUUCUGGCCCGUCAUACAGAUCAAGAUCAAGCGUUGUCAGCAGGGUGGCAUCGACACGCGUGUGCGGGGCAUCGAGGUGCUGGGCCCCAAGCCCACCUUCUGGCCCAUCUUCAAGGAGCAGCUGUGCCGGCGCACGUACCUCUUCUACACCACCAAGGCGCACACCUGGUGCCAGGAGAUCUCCGAGGACCGGAUGCAGCUGCUGCAGCUCUUCAGCAGGUUGAACAGCGCCUUGCGCCACGAGCAAGUGUUUGCCGACCGCUUCCUGCCCGACGACGAGGCCGCCCAGGCCUUGGGCAAGACCUGCUGGGAGGCGCUGAUCACCCCCUUGGUGCAGAGCAUCACCGCUCCAGAUCCCAGCGGCAUCAGCCCCCUGUCAUGGCUGCUGACCCAGUAUUUGGAGAACCUGGAGGCCGCCCGGCGCACCAAGAGCCGGGCCGCCAUCUUCAACUCCCGUGUCCGGCGCCUGAGCCACCUGCUGGUACACGUGGACUCGAGCAGCCCAGAGCCCGAAGAGCUGAAGCCCCCCGUUAAGUCGAACGGGAAGAACGGCAAGAACAAGGAGUCGAGCGCCGGUGCAGCCAAGGCCGCCGUGAAGAAGCCCAGCAGCACGACGGGCAUCACGCAGUGCUGGAAAGGCGUGGUCCAGCAGCAGGUGACGCGCUUCCUGGAGUCCUCCUGGCAGGCCCCGGACUUCGUGGAGCGCUACUGCGGCACCUACCUGCGCCUGCGCACGGCCAUGGAGGAGCUCUUUGGGCAGCAGCUCUCCUUCGUGCUGGCCCUGUGCCACGGCUUCUCCGGGGGGCUGCUGCAGCUCUCCUUCCUGACCGCCAUGCACGUGAGCGAGCAGUUUGCCCGUUACAUCGACCGGUGGAUCCAAGAAAGCUGGGCGGAUUCGGGCAACGUGGAGACCUUGCGGCGCCUGCAGCAGAGCCUGGAGCCCGUCCUCUUCCUGGCAGGCCUCGAGUUGGCCAACACCUUUGAGCACUUCUACCGGUACUACCUGGGAGACCGUCUCCUGUCCCAGGGCAAGACGUGGCUGGAGAGUGCCGUGGUGGAGCACAUCGGGCUCUGCUUCCCCAACCGCUUCCCCCAGCAGAUGCUGAAGAACCUGAGCGAGCUGCAGCAGCAGCAGCAGCAGUUCCACCUCUUCCAGCUGCAGCAACUGGACAAGCACCUGCUGGAGCUCGAUCAGCCUGGGAAGCAGCAGGAGGAAGAGGAGGAGGAGGAGGAGGAGAGAGAGGGGAUGGAGGAGCAGCCGUUCCCUCCGGAGGAGGAGGCGGAGGCCGAGGUGGACGUGCUGGCCUUGUCCCCCCGCUGCUGGACCGUCUCUCCGCUCUGCUACCUGGAGGAGCCGGACAAGUUCUUCCCCCCCUCCCUCAGCCAGCACCUGGGCAAGUUUGCGGACUUCUACACCCAGAGUCAGAGCCGCUUUGGACAAGAGCACACGAAGCCGCGGCGUUUGCAGUGGACGUGGUUGGGCCACGCCGAGCUGGAGUACCGGGGCUGCAUCCUGCACGUGUCCACCCUGCAGAUGUACAUCCUCCUGUGCUUCAACAGCGCUGAGGAGGUGUCUGUGGAGAUGCUGUUGCAAGCCACAGGGCUCUCCCCCGUCCUCCUGAGUCAUGCGUUGAAACCUCUCACCAAGGAGAACGGGAUCCUGGCCCAGAGUCAGGGCGCCUUGCGGCUGAAUGAGGCGACGCUGUCCCGGAUGUCCGGCCAGCGCCUGUGGCUGCUGCCCAAACAGACGUACUUGAACGUGGAGGAGAAUGAGGGCAGCGCUCUGGAGAGGAAGAGGAACAUCAUCUGCUGCCUCCUGAUCCAGAUCCUGAAAGAGGAGAAGGAGAUCCACAUCGACAACCUGGUGUUCAGGGUGAUGGACGCUUGCCAGAAAUGGGAGUCUGGCUCAGCUCUGAAGUUCUUGAGCUUUUGUUGUAGCAGCACUGAUGUCCUCUCCUGCAUCUUGCAUCUGCUGAGCCAGGGCUACAUCCGGCGCCAGGAGGACAGCCCCCAGCUCCUGGAGUACAUCUCUGCAGAGCCCACCACCCCUCACCGGGGGCAAGCGCAGCUCAUCUUUCAGAGCACGGAUUGCGAGAAGAAAAAGCCCCCUUCGGGGACAGAUGUGGGCAACAAAUCCUUGCCUUUCAGGUUGGACGCCUUUGGCCUCGGCACAGAGCAGGUGCUGAUGGAAAUGGUGCUGCUGCCCAUGGGGCGCACGAUGAACCAGGAAGAGGUUGGGGUGCUGAUGACUCAGACGGUGCAGCGUGUCUCGGAUACUCUAAGCGUGGCUGCAGAUAUCGCCCAGCACCUGCUGAUUCACUGUAAAUGGAAUGUGGACGUCCUGAUCCAGCGCUACACGGAGGAUCCAGAGCUGCUGCUGUUUUCAUCAGGGCUGCAAGUCCGAAACCCCCAGCCGCCCUCGAGCCCCGUCACCCACUGCCCGGUGUGUGUGAAUCAGCUGAGCCAAGCAGACAAUCCACCCGUUCUCUGCUGCAUGCAUUACUGCUGCAAGUCCUGCUGGAAUGAAUACUUGACGACUCGGAUUGAACAGAACCUGGUUUUGAACUGCACCUGCCCCAUCUCCGACUGCCCUGCACAGCCCACCACCGACUUUAUCCGCUCCAUCAUUUCCUCCAAGGAGGUCAUUGCCAAGUAUGAGAAAGCGCUCCUGAGGGGUUACGUUGAGUGCUGUUCGAACCUGACCUGGUGCACCAACCCUCAGGGCUGUGACCAGAUCCUCUGCAAAGAAGGCCUUGGCUGUGGAGAAGCCUGUUCAAAGUGCUCCUGGAUCUCCUGCUUCAACUGCAACUUCCCAGAAGCUCACUACCCAGCCAGCUGCAGCCACAUGUCCCAGUGGAUGGAUGAUGGUGGGUUUUAUGAAGGGAUGACUGUAGAAGCUCAGAGCAAGCACCUGGCCAAACUCAUCUCCAAGCGCUGCCCAAGCUGCCAAGCUCAAAUAGAGAAGAACGAGGGCUGUCUGCAUAUGACUUGUGCCAAAUGUAACCAUGGAUUUUGCUGGCGUUGCCUGAAGCCUUGGAAACCAACCCACAAGGAUUAUUACAACUGCUCUGCUAUGGUGAGCAAAGCGGCUCGACAGGAGAAGCGUUUCCAAGACUAUAAUGAAAGGUGCACUUUCCAUCAUCAAGCGAGGGAAUUUGCCAUGAACUUGCGAAAUAGGGUUUCCACCGUCAGUGAUGUGCCAGAGAUUCGAACUUUGACGUUUGUUGUUGAUGCCUGCAAAAUGCUGGAACAGGCACGAAAAGUGCUGGCUUACUCCUGUGUGUACAGCUACUAUAACCAAGACACUGAAAAGAUGGAUAUCAUGGAGCAACAGUCAGAGAACCUGGAGCUGCACACCAAUGCUCUGCAGAUCCUUUUGGAAGAGACAUUGCUGCAGUGCCAAGAUCUUGCCUCCUCCAUUCGGCUGCUGAAAGCAGAACAUUUUAAUACGGGUCUAGAGUUGGUUCGCAGGAUCCAAGAACGGCUCCUAGCAAUUCUGCAGCAUGCCACUCAGGACUUCCGAGUGGGGUUCCAGACCCGACAAGGCUCUGAACAGAGGGAGAUGAAGUUAUCUAAUGUGCCUAAUGCUACUCCUGCUUACAAAGAGCUCGUUUUUGACGAGGGCUCUGAUUCACCUGACACGGAUGAUGGUGGUAAAGAGGAGGAGGAUGACGAAGAUGAAGAAUAUGUCCCCGAGUGGCAGGACGAGUAUGACGAUGAAGAUCUUGACGAUGACAAUAUUUCUUAUGACGAUGAAUCAGAGAAUCUGGAGAGGGAUUCUUUCUUUUUUGAAGAUGAGGACGACAUUUAUGAUUAGAGUGGGGCUUCUGGCACUCCAAAUUCACCUCAGAGAAUUCUGGAGCAAAACAUGGCCUGUCACUCAGACAGCCUUGUCCCUGCUGCACUCUGUACUCUGUGUCUGUCUUGGUCAAAAGCAGCAGGAUUUCAGUCAGGUGGGAGGGAGCUGACAACAAAUGGCACUUCCUGCCUUGUGACUGUUGGUAAAUUAUACAGGGCUGCUGUGCCUGGUUACACAUGAACUUCAUCAGCCGUUGGCAAAAAGGGGGUCAACUGAGACCUGCAAGCUUUCUUCAUACUCCUCCUUGGGGAAUAAAACCAGGUGCCAGUCUAGAAACAGGUCCAGUCAUUGCCUCAUCCCCAAUACUGGCUUCAGCCGUGAGAGGUUAAGGAAGUGCCGCACGUCAUCAGUGUCUGUGAAAGACUGCACACCAUUCUUGCCUGUAUUCCCUGUACUUUAUUGCCCAUUUGCUACUAUUAUGCAGGAAUCCUGCCUUGGCCAAACCUACUUCAUUUUAUAAUCUAGCCCGACAAUGACUUAAAAUCCCAGGAAACACUAACGACGCAACCUUACGAGUGCUGGUUUUAGCCCAAUGGCUUUUAUUUCCCAGUAGUGAUGUUCCAUGUGGCACACCUGCAACAUCUCUUAAGGGCCUCUUUUCUGCCACUGCAUUCUCACAUGUUCUAGCACAGAGGUCUAGAAAUCAAGGGUGAAGCUUUUCACUCCAUUGCUGUGUGAAGUGCUCUCCUGGAUUGAGUGCACAGGGAGAAAGCUUCUGUCUAACUGGAGAGAGGACAGUUUAGGCGAUUUAGGUCAUUGUGUGUGUUUGGAGAUGAAAGCCAGUGAAACUGUUGAAACAAAAUGCCCCAAAUUGAGCUAAAGUGCCCUACUUUCGAUCUGACAGGUGGCUCUGUGGGUUGCCAGUGUUCUGAAUGGACAUGGUUUUCUGUGCACCUCUUUCAUUGAGAGGCAAGUUUUCUGUAUCUUUUUUUGUUUUGUUUUGUUCCUUUGUCAUUGGAAUCGUCUUCUCUUCCUGCAGAUCGGAAUUCUGCAGGAUAUAGAGGUUCAGAGGGUUCGUAUAUAUAAUAUAAAUAUAUAUAUAUAUAUAUGCAGAAGCUGAAAUUGUUCAGAUUAUUAUGCUUUAUCUUUUCUUGACAAAUGAAAAAGAAUCCUGAAAGAACAAGAUUAUACAACUUCUGUUUAUGAAAUAAACAGUUUUUCUUCUA
Molecule: messenger RNA, 8911 nt
Organism: Elgaria multicarinata webbii
Lineage: Eukaryota; Metazoa; Chordata; Lepidosauria; Squamata; Anguidae
Product: cullin-9-like
Exons: 41
Coding region: 96-7703 (2535 amino acids)
Biological process (GO): ubiquitin-dependent protein catabolic process
Molecular function (GO): zinc ion binding; ubiquitin protein ligase binding
Source: RefSeq, a predicted model, not a curated record